Penicillium waksmanii is the source of this 1593-nucleotide messenger RNA. RefSeq names its product NAD(P)/FAD-dependent oxidoreductase. The transcript is spliced from 2 exons. The record is from RefSeq and is a predicted model, not a curated record. Gene Ontology annotation, cellular component: cytoplasm. Lineage: Eukaryota; Fungi; Ascomycota; Eurotiomycetes; Eurotiales; Aspergillaceae. Bases 1 to 1593 code for a protein of 530 amino acids. Gene Ontology annotation, molecular function: oxidoreductase activity.
AUGGGGAAAGUCUUUUCUAAAGUAUACGACGAGACUUUCAAGAUACGAGCACUUGUAUCCGAGAUACUCGCGACGAAACAAUGUUUUGACGCUCUCGUCUCUCGGGUCUCGGCCGUAACAUUCCCGGUCUCAAACCCCACCUCCUCAUUUUGGCAAAAUGACCCAGUGUUCCCGGAACUGGUGAACAUGCAAUCUGAGAAUCUCCCAAAUACCGCUGACGUUGUCAUUAUUGGGUCAGGGAUAUCCGGUGCCAGCGUGGCAUACUCAAUUCUCAAUGGGGUCCAGAAUCAACGGAAAGCUAAGCAACCCCUCAAGAUAGUCUUGAUAGAAGCUAGGGAAACGUGCAGCGGUGCAACCGAGAGAAACGGAGGUCAUAUCAAAUGCGCUGCGUAUUUGGAAUAUUCUUCUCUAAAGUCGAGAUACGGAAUCGAUAGCGCAAAGAAAAUCUUGCAAUUUCAGAAACGACAUAUGCCCAUCCUACUUGAUAUGAUACAACAGAUGGGCUUGGAUUCUGCAGAGGCGAAAGAAGUUGAAACAGUGGAUAUCUUCACCGACGAGAAAAGAUGGAACGAGGCGAAGAUGAUGGUGCAAGAAUUAAGGGACGAAUUCCCCGACGCGGCUGAAGAUACUGUGAUUCAUGAUUGUUCGAGUGGUUGUGAAAAAUAUAAUGUGGAUCCCCAGCACUGCUAUGGAAUCAUAUCCUAUCGUGCAGCAGCCCUUUCGCCAUACCGCUUCAUCACCGCCCUCUACGCAUCUCUUCUCGCAUCAUUUCCUUCCGACUUUUCUAUCGAGACCAAAACUCUCGCGACCGAUAUACGAAUUGAUGUUAAAAACUCUGACCGGCCCUUCGUGGUCACCACGCCAAGGGGAAACAUCAAUGCAACCCAUGUUGUGCAUGCCACAGACGCAUUCGCAGCGAAUCUCAUCCCGGGGCUAAAAGGGAAGCUCUUCCCGGUACGGGGACAUAUGACCGCUCAAAGUCCAGGAACCCAUUUUGCAAAACUUGCAGGCUCUAGGUCAUGGUGUAUCCAUCACAAGCGCGGCUUCGACUAUAUCAGCCAACGACCCGGCGAAGGCGAUCUUAUGGUUGGGGGUGGGGUAGUCCAGUCAGAGGAGAAAGGAAUGGAUGAGUUUGGAGUCUGGAGAGAUGAUCGGAUCAGUUAUCAUGUUCUUGCGUAUCUGAAUGGACUUAUGCCCACGCUCUUCGGUACCAAUAUCUGGGGGGUCGAUGAAGCUCCCAGAGCGAAGCAAGCAUGGACUGGUUGUAUGGGGUUUACGCCGGAUCUUUUACCUUAUGUUGGCAAGGUGGAGGAUAGUCUUACUCACCGGAAACUAGAAUUUCCGUCAGGACAAGAUGAUAGAAAGGAAGCUGCCGAGUGGAUUUCAGCGGGCUUCCAAGGGGAGGGUAUGGUCAUGGCGUGGUUGUCGGGUGUUGCCGUUGGCAUGAUGAUUAUUGGGGACGAAGAAGGCGAAUUUCUGGAAUGUCCAGGGAUACCUAAAGGAAAUGUUGAGGAUUGGUUGCCUCGAGAGUUUGUUUGUUCCAAACGAAGGGUGGACAAGUUGAGUCUCUCAGAUAUGGCAACGCUUCUGUAG